Messenger RNA from Cyphellophora attinorum, 1698 nucleotides. RefSeq names its product Multidrug resistance protein fnx1. Gene Ontology annotation, cellular component: fungal-type vacuole membrane. Gene Ontology annotation, molecular function: basic amino acid transmembrane transporter activity. The record is from RefSeq and is a predicted model, not a curated record. The coding region runs from base 1 to 1698 and encodes 565 amino acids. Gene Ontology annotation, biological process: transmembrane transport; basic amino acid transport. The transcript is spliced from 3 exons. Lineage: Eukaryota; Fungi; Ascomycota; Eurotiomycetes; Chaetothyriales; Cyphellophoraceae.
AUGGCAGGGGAAACUCAAGACCAACCCUCGGAACGAAGUCCGCUGUUGGCCAACGGCCAUGCCGCAGAGCAGCAAGCACGCAAUGUAGAUGGAGCGAACGAGACUGCUCUCGCAGACACACCAUCGACGAGCAGACUGAUUCUGAUCCUGGGCGCAUGCUUCGUCGGUGUCUUCUUCGCUGCACUAGAUACAACAGUAGUGGCAACUCUGACUGCGCCAAUAUCUUCAGAAUUCGAGUCCCUGUCGCUUCUAUCAUGGCUAGCAUCUGGAUACUUGAUCGCCAACGCAGCAUGUCAGCCGCUCUCCGGCAAGCUGACGGACAUCUUCUCGCGUCGAACGGGCCUGAUCUUCUCGAACGUGUUCUUUGCUGUUGGCACGCUGAUCUGUGGUUUGGCACAGUCUGCUGAAGUCGUCAUUGCAGGUCGAGUCAUUGCAGGUAUCGGAGGCGGUGGUCUGACCUGCAUCUCGACUUUCGUAACCUCGGAUCUCGUCCCGCUCCGUCAGCGCGGCGUCUGGCAAGGCGUCGGCAACCUCGUCUUCGGUUUGGGCAUGGGCUCAGGCGGCGUAUUCGGCGGCUUCUGUGCUGACAAACUCAGCUGGCGCUGGGCCUUCCUCAUUCAGGUCCCAUUCAUCGUCGUCUCCACCAUUCUCGUGUGGUUCCUCGUCGAUAUCCCCGUGAACCCUUCGAACAAGCCCGCCCUUCGACGCAUCGAUUUCCUUGGCGCCACGACUCUCGUCCUCUCCCUCGUUCUACUCCUCAUCGGCCUGAACACCGGCGGCAACCAGCUUCCCUGGUCCGAUGCCCGCAUCAUCGCCUCCCUCGUCCUUGCAGCACUCACGCUCGCUGCAUUCCUUUACAUCGAGUCCUCGCCCAAGCUCGUUCCCGAGCCGAUCAUUCCAGUAUCCCUCAUCAUCCGCACCCGCACAGUCCUCGCCGCAUGCCUUUGCAACUGGUUUGCCACGAUGGCUACCUUCCUGUUUCUCUACUACAUCCCGCUCUACCUCGAAAACGCCCUCUCCAUGUCGCCUACUAGUGCCGGUCUGCGCGUCAUCCCAAUCGCUAUUGGCACAUCUGCCGGCAGCCUAGGCUCAGGCUUCAUCAUGCGGUUGACAGGCCGGUACUACUGGCUCAUGCUCGGGAACAUGCUGGUGUAUAUUACAGGUGCUGCGCUCGUCAGCACACUGCAGCUUGAGACACCUAGGUGGGCGACGUUCGUGUAUGUUUCGCCGCUGGGAUGGGGUUAUGGUAGCAUGCUCACUAUCACCCUGGUCGGCAUGAUCAGUGCUGUGGAACACAAGCAUCAAGCUGUCAUCACGGCUGCAAGCUACGCGUUCAGGUCGACGGGGUCAACGAUUGGCAUCACGAUCGCGAGCGCAGUGUAUCAGAAUGUGCUGACGAAGGAAUUACGGCAGCGCUAUGGAGGUCAGAAGGGGAGCGAGGAGGUGAUCAGGCGGAUACGGAACAGUCUGGACGCUAUCAAUCAUAUUCCGGACAACUGGCGGCGGAGCGAUGUGCUGGAUGCGUAUAUGGAGGCGCUGAGAAGUGCCUUCCUGGUGGGCCUGGGGCUGGCGGUGCUUGCUGCGCUGAUGGGUCUGCUGAUGAAGGAGCAUAAGCUGCAUGCGAACUUGGCGAGGAAGUCGAGCAAUGCUGGUGGAGUCGAUGGGGAAAGUGAUGGCCAGGAAGAGAAUGCAGCAUAG